AUGGCCCCCAAGGGCGGUGCUGCAGCCCCACCAGAGGCUAUCUCCUCCCCCGCUCCCCCAGACGCGCCGUCGACUAUCGCGACCGACCCUCAUCCAACGGUCCGCGUCAACAAAUCGCACGUCGCCGAGAUUAAGACCGCUCUCGACGACAUUGUAAAGGAGCACCUCGUUCAACAGGCAUUCACACCAUCACACAUGCACACAAACGUGCACCUCACGCUCGGAUACGCCUCGGUUAUCUUCGCCCUCGGAUGUUCGCUUUACGCGUACAAGAUGGACUUUGAGGAGAGCAAGCCCGCGCUUUGGGUUGCUGUGGUGGGGUACUUUGGCUUCCAGGGUGCGCUGUGGGCAUGGAAGCGGUGGGUUGAGCGCGGCGAGGUGUUCCGUGGGCGCAGGAGGCGGAUUGUGAAGCGCAUUGAGACCGACCACAUCCAGAUCAUUACAUCAACCACGCUCCAUCACCCGCCUGCCCCAGUGCUCAGUGUGUCGCCGGACUCGCGACCCACGUCUCCUACCUCGCCCACGACGCCGUCCCUUUCGCCCUCCUCGUCUAUCUCGGGUCUCUCUUCUCCUCCGCGCACACCGACGUCCGGCAUGAACCCGCACCCCCGCGGGCCGACGUACCUCGUGCACCUGACGCUGUCCACCACCUCGAACAGCGGCAAGAGCCUGAUACAUAAGGCGCGUGUUGUGAGCGGCAAGCCGAUUGGCGAGGUCGUCGACGAGGACGGGGGAGUCGAGGCUGGCGAAGUCACGCGCUGGAUCACGACGCUGCUCAACGAUGCCGGCAUGGUCGGCGUCGAGGAGGAAGGCUUCAAGGAGGAGUAA
This is a messenger RNA of Cutaneotrichosporon cavernicola, 828 nucleotides long. RefSeq lists its product as uncharacterized. Bases 1 to 828 code for a protein of 275 amino acids. The transcript has 3 exons. NCBI's taxonomy places the organism in Eukaryota, Fungi, Basidiomycota, Tremellomycetes, Trichosporonales, Trichosporonaceae. Gene Ontology annotation, biological process: protein targeting to ER. Gene Ontology annotation, cellular component: signal peptidase complex; membrane. The record is from RefSeq and is a predicted model, not a curated record.